This is a messenger RNA of Bombus pyrosoma, 2738 nucleotides long. Its product is annotated as neural Wiskott-Aldrich syndrome protein-like. Gene Ontology annotation, biological process: actin filament organization. The record is from RefSeq and is a predicted model, not a curated record. The coding region runs from base 288 to 1958 and encodes 556 amino acids. Gene Ontology annotation, molecular function: actin binding. The transcript has 7 exons. Lineage: Eukaryota; Metazoa; Arthropoda; Insecta; Hymenoptera; Apidae.
GAAUAUAUCGAAUGAGGAAACGUGGAACAUUGAACCGGAUAGAUAAAAAUGUCAUCACCAACUGGUGGAGUUUCCUGUGUAGGAUAGUAUCAGGAAUAGCUUUUGGAAGGUGAUGAUUGAUCAAUUAUAAUUCCACGGAUUUCGCGUCAUUGUGUGCAUUCAAUUUGUAAAAAGAAUGUUUGAAAGUGAGAUACAUUGAAGGUAAAUUAUGAAAGAGAAACUAUCGAUCGAGAAAGAACGUGGUAAGAAAUUAGUACGAUAGUACGAGGAUCCUAACCUUGUUGAAAAUGAAGUCUGGCACUGUGAACAAACAUAGAGGUUCUACGCUUUUAAAAACGGAAGAAAACGAACAAGUCUAUCAAUUGAUAGGAAAUCGGUGUCAGUGUUUAGCAGCUGGAGUUAUUCAAUUAUAUUUGACUGAACCACCUUUACACAAAGAAUGGAUAAAGAAAACUACAGGUAUUAUAACAUUGAUAAGGGAUAAUCCUAGACGUAGCUUCUUCCUUCGUUUAUAUUGCUUACAAAGGAAAGCAAUGUUAUGGGAGCAUGAAGUAUAUAAUGCAAUGGACUAUAAAGCACCAUUGAGUUACUUCCAUACAUUUGAAGCAGAGGAUUGUAUGGCUGCUUUUAAUUUUGCAAGUGAAACAGAUGCUGUUACAUUAAGAAACAUUCUUCUUGAUAAGCUGAAUGCCAAACGUCAGAAAAGGCAACAAAGACGUUCUAAGGUAGAAGGAGAAACUCAGCAUGGUGCAACAUUGCCAUGGAGGAAUCAAAGCAACGCAUCACCUGUUGCAUUUAGUACAGGAUCAACUUCUAAUUUAUUAAAUGGAACCCCAACUACAAUUGGUGUCAAUAGGAGUGCUUCUAGUAGUUCUAUGUACAAAAGUAAAAAGAAAAAACGAGAGAAAACCAAGAAAAGGUUAACGAAAGAUGACAUUGGUCCUCCAUCCAAUUUUAGACACGUUACACACUGGGCAUGGAAUACUAGUAGCAAAGAAUUGGAAUUAGACAAAGUCGAUCCACAUUUAAAAAUGUUUCUUGAUAUAGUUGGUGUGUCGGAACAUCAAUUCAGAAAUCAAGACACGCGUGAUUUUAUUUACGAUUUUAUUGAAAAAAAUGGUGGGAUGAAUGCCAUUAGAGAAGAUAUAUCUUCAUCUAUCCCAAAAACUAAUGCACAACAACAAUUACAACAAUUGCAACAACAACAACAACAUCAGCAACAAUCUCCAGCAGCGCCUCAAAGACAGGAAUAUCCCCCUCCAGUUCCAGCAAGAACAAUAACACAUCAAACACGAAGUGCUCCACCACUACCUCCAAAUCGAAUUAACGCACCUUCGACACCGCCAAGUGUACCACCUAGUGCACCACCUAGUGCACCACCAGUUCAUAGAACAUUACCAUCUCGACCGCCACCACCUUCUUUAACUUUUGCACCAUCACUACCACCACCUCCACCGCCGCCUCCUCCUCCUCCACCACCUCCACCAGCUCCAGCUCCAGCUCCAGCUCCGCGUUCUAGAAGUAAUUUAAUUACACCUGUUCCACCUCCUCCACCAUUACCAAGUACCGAUGAUGGAACAGUCAACACAAGUGCUAUCAAUAAUAAUAAUACUACUAGUAAUGACAAUAAUAACGGGGAUAUCGCUGAUCUAAGGUCAACGCUUAUGGAAUCCAUAAGGAGUGGUACUACACUUCGAAAAAUUGAUAAAUCUGAAGUAAAACAAAGUCCUCCUCCUCCGGAUUCAAGGAAUGCUUUGUUAGAAGAAAUUCGUCGUCAAGAAUUUGUGUUAAGGCCCGUUUCGAACGAAGUAAAAAAUGAACGAAGUAAACCAGCGUUUCAAGGAGGAUUAGCUAGUGCUUUAUCAAGAGCUCUUGCCGAGCGAUCAAGUGCAAUCCAUAGUGAAAGUGAUGAUUCGACUAGUGAAACCAGUGAUGAUGAUGAUGACUGGGAUGAUUAACUCAGAUGAAGCAUAUGACUCGAGGAAUAAAAUAAUGUAUCACUGUGAUAAAUCUGCUAUCAAUAAACAUGUAAACAGAUUAGCUACUUUAAAUGUAUAAUAUAACAAUUUUGAAUUUGAUAUCCAAAGAAGAAUGAAAAUCACAUGUAAAUGUUCCGAAAAAGGAAAUCAAAUAAUGUGUUAUCAGGAAGUAAGGCAUAAUUACAUGGAUAGGGCAGGUAAGGGCAGAAUAAAGGUCCUGGUAUAAUUUCAAAAGAAUUGUGACAUGCAAUUAUCUGGUGUGAAGGAGAAAAGAAGAUAUUAUAUAAAGUAAAUACGAUGUUAUAUAACACAACAGGCAUAAAAAUAUCAAUUUUUCGUUUACUAGUAUUUAUUCGUUUAACUGAGGAUCAGCAUUUGCCAAAUAAAAUGAAUACCAUGGAAACGAUUAUACCUAUUCAAGCUGUUUCAAUAAAUAUUAUAAGAAAUAUAAUAAUAAAUACAGUUAAGUAAAAACUAGCGUAAUUAUGUAGUACAGUUAACAAUAUUACAAAUUCUAUGUAAAUUUGUACUAUUACUUCAAAAGUUAGUACACUUCCUGCAUGAUGAUUACGAAAUUUGCCUUAGUUUGUCCUGCCCAAUUCGUGUAACUCAAAAUAUAUAGAAUUUUAAGUUAGCGACCGAUAGUCCAAGAUGCACAUUUACGGUGGAACAAAACUGUAAACGUAAAAUAGAUUUUCAAAUUAAUUGGAGUUGAUCUAUCAAUCAGAAUAGAACAAGGAAAUAAAAGUAUUAAAAACA